Messenger RNA from Esox lucius (northern pike), 3649 nucleotides. RefSeq names its product phospholipase C, delta 1a (gene plcd1a). The transcript is spliced from 15 exons. Gene Ontology annotation, molecular function: phosphatidylinositol-4,5-bisphosphate phospholipase C activity; calcium ion binding. The record is from RefSeq and is a predicted model, not a curated record. Gene Ontology annotation, biological process: lipid metabolic process; phosphatidylinositol-mediated signaling. NCBI's taxonomy places the organism in Eukaryota, Metazoa, Chordata, Actinopteri, Esociformes, Esocidae. The coding region runs from base 232 to 2568 and encodes 778 amino acids.
UGUCAACAUGUGGAAUGAUAACGUCAGUCACUGAAAGAAAUCCUAGUAGGAACAUUGGUCUAGUUUGUAGGCUAUCCUCAGUUUGGAAAAGUGAUUAGUUUUUUGGGAUACGCCCGGUCUACAACAACACAACUGCGGUCGUGUUUUUUCAACGCAAUUUUUCAACGCAAUUUCGGUCGUCUCUAAGCGAGAUCAGUGUGAGGGGAUAUAGCGCGGAGAGUGUUUAUCGCUAUGUCUUGUUUUUAUAAACGUCCCAACAGGACUAAAUCAGAGGAGAAGAUUUUUCAAGAGAAAGUGAAAAGGGUUGCGCGAGUCAAUGGGAAACUCUUAGGUCUAGAGGGCGAUGCAGACCUCCAGUUCCUGCUGAAAGGUGGUGAGCUGAUGAAGGUAAAGUCGUCCACAUGGAAGAAGAACCGCUUCUUUAAGCUGCAGGAGGACUGCACGACCAUGUGGCAUGAAUCAAACAAACCAUUUGGGAAAAAACAGACCUUCUCCAUUGAUGACAUAGACUCUGUGCGUAAGGGCCGGGAGUCAGAGGGUCUGCAGAAGUACACAGAUGCUCAGGAAGAGGACCGGUGUUUUUCCAUCAUCUUUAAGGGUCGUCGGAAGAAUCUCGAUCUGAUGGCCACGUCGGCAGAGGACGUCCAGCAGUGGGUGAGUGGGCUGGACAAGAUCAUCACCAACACUAAGAAACUCAACCGCCAGCAGACGAGUGAACACUGGAUCUUUGAUGAGAUGAGAAAAGCAGACAAGAACAAGGACAACAUGAUGGAUCUGAAGGAGCUGAAACACUUCCUCCGCCAGAUCAACAUUCAGGUGGAUGACUCAUAUGCUGCAGUGCUUUUUAAAGAAUGUGACACAUCUAACUCAGGCACAUUAGAGGGUCCAGAGAUCAAGGAAUUCUACGAUCUUCUGACACACCGCCAGGAGAUUGAUGUGAUCUAUGGGAAGUACAGCAGCACCGAUGGGCAGAUGGGCGCUGAGGAUCUCCUCGACUUCCUCCAUAAUGAACAGUGUGAACAGGUCACCUUGGAGGACGCUGUGAAGCUCAUAGAGAAAUACGAGCCGGAUGACUCAGCCAAGCAGCAGAGUCACAUGACCAAAGAUGGCUUCCUAAUGUACCUGCAACAGGAGGAGGGGUCCAUAUUUAACCCCGCCCACAAAGAGGUGUUCCAGGAUAUGAGCCAGCCACUUAACCACUACUUCGUCAGUUCGUCCCACAACACUUAUCUGACGGGGGAUCAGCUCAAAUCGCUUAGCAGCACGGAGGCCUACAUCAAGGCAUUGAUGAAGAGUUGUCGCUGUGUGGAGUUGGAUUGUUGGGAUGGUCCUAAUGGAGAACCAGUCAUCUACCAUGGGUAUACCCUGACCUCCAAGGUCCUGUUCAAAGAUGUCAUCAAGGCCAUUAGGGAGUACGCCUUCAAGACAUCAGAGUACCCUGUGAUCCUGUCCCUGGAGAACCACUGCACCCUGGACCAGCAGAAGCUGAUGGCCCAGCACAUGAGAACCAUCCUGGGCAGUGCCCUCCUCACCGCCCCCCUGGAAGACCAGAUGCCCACCACCUUCCCCUCACCCAAGGAGCUGAAGGGUCGGUUCAUCAUCAAGGGGCAACGUCUAAAUAAGCUGGACACUGUGUUUGGCUCCAGUCCUGGAGUGGAGGUGGAAAGUAUUUCAGAGGAAGAUGAGGCUGCAGAGGUCAACGACGCUAAGAUUGACAGCAACGGACAAAAGGCCAAGUCCGAGAAAAAGAUCAAACUAAACAAGGAGCUGUCAGACUUGGUGAUCUACUGCAAGAGUGUCCACUUCUCAGGGUUUGAAAAUGCUAAAGCCAAGCAGGCAUUCUACGAGAUGUCUUCCUUUAAAGAGACCAAGGCUGCUAACCUGGCUGAGACAGCAGCUAACGCCUUUAUCCACCAUAACAUGAGCAAGCUGAGUCGGAUAUACCCUGCCGGAUCCAGGACAGACUCCUCCAACUACAACCCGGUACCCAUGUGGAACACAGGCUGCCAGAUAGUGGCACUGAACUUCCAGACUCCUUCUAAGGAGAUGGAUCUGAACCAGGGGAGGUUCCGACCCAACGGAAUGAGUGGCUACAUCCUGAAGCCCGACUUCCUGAGACAGGCUGGAUCUGCAUUUGAUCCUGUGACCCUUACUGACGGUCCGUGGCUUAAAAGGAAGGUCUUACACGUCAUGGUGAUCUCGGCCCAGCAGCUGCCUAAGCUGAAUAAGGAGAAGACUAAAUCCAUCGUGGACCCGCUUGUUAGAGUGGAGAUUUAUGGUGUUCCAGUCGACAACGCCAGCAAGGAGACACAUCACAUAGACAACAAUGGUUUUAACCCCAUGUGGAACAAGAAAUUCCAGUUUAACCUCAAGGUUCCAGAUCUGGCCAUGGUGCGCUUCCUGGUUGAGGACUACGACCACACCUCCCACAACGACUUCAUUGGACAGUUCAGCAUGCCACUCACCAGCCUACAGAAUGGUUACCGCCAUGUUCCUUUGCUCACCAAACGUGGUGAUGUCAUCCCCUGCGCCGGCCUGUUUGUUCACAUCAUUCUGCUGGAUCCCUAGUAUACCAUACUGGCCCCUCCCAUGUCACACUGACCCCACCCACUUCAUAUGUACCCCUCCCACAUCAAACGGACCUGCCCAGACCUUGCUGGCAACUCCCACAAUAUGCCGACUCCUCCCUCACACUACUGACCAACCCACUGCAAUAUACAUGUUUUCCUUGACAGAUUAGAUCAGUUUUAAUCUGAAGAUUAAUUGGAAAAUAAUUAGAAAAGAUGUAAAAAUAUAUAUGUUUUUAUUAUGAUCUUUAUGUCAAAGCUAGAUGAACUGUAAUAUAAAUAGCUUACAUGAUAUUUCGAUAUUUAGUAUUUGUUUUAGAAUGUAUUUUUAAAUUUUUCUAAGAAAAGCACUUGCACAUAAAAAAAAAAUGGUUUUCAUGUUGAAUUUUAUUUGACAUCAAGUUUUACAUUCAUUCAUGAAUGAAUGAAUGAAUGAAUGAAUGAAUCAAGUUUUACUUCCCAACUGAUAUCAUAACAUCACUGUGGCAUGUUGUUAUAACGUUAUUAUUAUGCUAAUUUGUCUGCUCUGGAACAGGGGUUAGCUAACAUGUUCUGAACCUUAUUUAAGUGGGAGUUAUUGUUCAACUGAACACUACAAACAGCAUUGUGUUUGGUUGUACUGAACACUACAAACAGCAUUGUGUUUGGUUGUACUGAACACUACAAACAGCAUUGUGUUUGGUUGUACUGAACACUACAAACAGCAUUGUGUUUGGUUGUACUGAACACUACAAACAGCAUUGUGUUUGGUUGUACUGAACACUACAAACAGCAUUGUGUUUGGUUGUACUGAACACUACAAACAGCAUUGUGUUUGGUUGUACUGAACACUACAAACAGCAUUGUGUUUGGUUGUACUGAACACUACAAACCGUUCAUUUAACUGUGCCCUCUGUCCUGAGAUUGUUUGUGCUUGUAACAUUGCCAUGGUGUUUUUCUCAAAGCUACGUUUGUACCAGCUCUUGAAUGAAACGUUAUUACAGAGUUGUUGAAAUAUUGUUUUUAUUAGGGAAUCUGCUGACAGCCAGGAUAAUUAUCUGUGUUCUUCUAAAAAUAAAUUGUACAUUGUUUAAUCUUAGAAA